This is a messenger RNA of Botrytis cinerea B05.10, 2230 nucleotides long. RefSeq lists its product as hypothetical. Bases 126 to 1928 code for a protein of 600 amino acids. Gene Ontology annotation, molecular function: ATP binding; D-glucose binding; mannokinase activity. Lineage: Eukaryota; Fungi; Ascomycota; Leotiomycetes; Helotiales; Sclerotiniaceae. The transcript is spliced from 3 exons. Gene Ontology annotation, biological process: intracellular glucose homeostasis; glucose 6-phosphate metabolic process; glycolytic process. The record is from RefSeq and is a predicted model, not a curated record. Gene Ontology annotation, cellular component: cytosol; mitochondrion.
GCCCAGAUGGAUCCAUGUGUAAUAUAAUCCACCUAUCAUAACAUUUUGAAUCACUAACAUCACAAAAAAAUUAUAUCAUUCACUGUACCAUACGCAUGGCGGUACAUCUCAUUCACUCUCCCUGAAUGUGCACUAGCGAGACAAAGCAUACAAGUCAACCUCAUCUAUCUAAACUUUCCUUACAAUUUGAUUUGAAUAUUGAUAAACAUCUCAAAGUCGGAGAUUCACACACCAUACAAACACGUUUCUCAAAACAAGCCUCUCACCACUCGAUCAUCCAUCUCACUCAGCUACAGUCAGCUAGCUCGCUUAUCGAAAUUAUGACUUUAAAUUCAACCGUUCUUGACCAGGUCCUUGCACCUCUCGACGUGGAUAUUAAUAAGAUUCAUGCAUUAGCCAGGAGUCUCUGUGAGACGUUCAAGACGUUGGCAAAGGAAUCUACCAAUCAGUUUUUACCAACACCCAUUUCUGAAGAGGUGCUGAGACCAGAUCUUGAGGGAAAGGGGAGAUAUUUAGCAAUCGAUAUCGGCGGAUCAAAUCUGAGAGUUGGGUUCAUAAAGUUACUUGGCCCUUCUAUUCAAAAUGGUUUAGCAUUACCAGGUAAAAUUGAUAGGUUACUUGAGAAGUCAUGGCAAAUUGGUGAAGAUCACAAAUACAACAAUGCAGACGAACUGUUCGUGUGGAUUGGAAAGUGUAUUGCGGAAGUUGUUCGGGAUGGAGUUGACGAAUGGGGCUUACAGCUGCCUUCUGAGUUGCCAAUGGGCGUAACAAUGAGUUUCCCAAUGAUCCAAAAUAAAUUAUCAGACGCAAUUUUAAUGUCUAUGGGCAAAGGAUUUGCGAUGACUUCAAAUCUCAACCUUGGCGAGCAGCUUCUCAAAGGCUACAAAAUAUCAACUGCAACCUUGCCCCAUCUUCCCCGCAUCAAAAUAACUGCCAUAGUAAACGACGCCGUUGCAAGCCUGGUAUCCUUCCACCGACAGCAACGUACCCCGUAUCAGAAGGUGGCCAUGGGUCUCAUUGUUGGCACCGGUUGUAAUGCCACUAUUCCACUUUCAAUAUCCAAACUUCAUGUCACAAAAUAUCCAUCCCUUACCUUAAACACCAUCGAGCAUAAACAGAAAGACCCCAAAGUCAUAAUCAACACCGAAUGGUCCAUCAAUGGUACAGCUCCUCCUCUUCACACCCUGAACUUCAUCACGAAAUGGGACAAGAUUCUCGACGCCGAAAGCGAGACUCCAGGUUUCAUGCCCUUCGAAUACAUGACCGGUGGCAAAUACCUCGGCGAACUGGGCCGUCUCAUCAUCCUCGACUAUUUCACGACCCAACUGCAUCUACCAUUAGAAGCCCUUCCAACAGUUCUCCACAGACGAAACGCUCUCGAUGCAAGUAUCCUAGCUAAAGUAGGAAGGGAAGAUCAACUAUGCCAGUCACUCGAUCUCGCCAUGCCAUUUCCCGUGGAUCCAACUAGCGAGAAACGCAGAACCUGGACUCCGGAAUUAGCAAACGUAGUUGUAAACGUAGCCAAGAAAAUCGAGAAGCGCGCAGCAGGCAUGGUAGCUGCUGCUAUCAUCGGUCUUCUCGCUGCAGCCGACGAACUUCGCUUCCCCCCAUCUCCCCAAAACGCUCCAGAAACAACAAAUCCAAACCAAGCGAAUCCCAUCCACGCCUCAGAAAAUACAACAGAACUCCUCGUAGGCUACACCGGCUCCUGCAUCUCCCACUUCCAAGACUAUCUCGCAGAUUGCCAAACGUAUCUCGACGACAUCAUGCGCAAGGAAUUCGGCUCCGACGGAGGCGGCAAGAGAAUCGUGCUAGAAGCGUGUAUGUAUGGAAGUAUUAUCGGAGCGGGCAUUCUGGCCGGAACGGUGGAGUGUAUGGAAGAAAAUCAAGUUUUGGUCGAGGAAUCGGCUGCUGAUUUGGCGGGUUGAGGUACGCGUCUUUGGAUUAUAGGGAUCGGAGUGGGGGUUUGAGGUUGGGAUGAAGCUGCGGGCGGUAUUUGCGUUGAUCGAUUGCAUCAGUUUUACUUUAUUUUGUUUCGUUUUAUUUGGGAAAUAGAGUAGCGAGCAUCAGUAUGGGCAUUUGCAUUUGCAUUGGUACGAAGACAGAAAGGGGGUCCACAGAGCCGAGGACUGAACAUGAGAUACGAGAUGAACGGCCAACAUUUGUGAUAGAUAGGUAGACGGGCAGACGGAUACAUCAUAUAGAUAGACAGCUUAAGCAAUUCACAUCA